Molecule: messenger RNA, 1701 nt
Organism: Rhinichthys klamathensis goyatoka
Lineage: Eukaryota; Metazoa; Chordata; Actinopteri; Cypriniformes; Leuciscidae
Product: glutathione hydrolase 1 proenzyme-like
Exons: 13
Coding region: 1-1701 (566 amino acids)
Biological process (GO): regulation of immune system process; regulation of inflammatory response; glutathione catabolic process
Cellular component (GO): plasma membrane
Molecular function (GO): glutathione gamma-glutamate hydrolase
Source: RefSeq, a predicted model, not a curated record
AUGAAUAAGAAAGGAAGAUGUCUGUUGUUCGCCUUGGUGAUUGCAGUGGUUUUGAUAGGUUUGAUAGUCACUCUGACACUCAUUCUGAGACCCUCUGAUAAAUGCUACUCUAAAGCAGCAGUGGCAGCGGAUGCCGGGCAUUGUUCUGAGAUCGGGAGGGACAUGUUGGAGCGUGGUGGUACAGCAGUUGAUGCUGCUAUUGCUACUCUGCUGUGUGUGAGUCUGUUUAAUCCCCAAAGCAUGGGCAUCGGAGGAGGUGUGGUUUUCACCAUAUACAAUGCAUCAACAGGAAAUGUGGAGACGAUUAAUGCCAGAGAAACUGCUCCAAGGGCUGCCUCACAGAACAUGUUUGAGAAUGACAAAAACGCAAAUAAAGCAUUAUAUAUAGCUGUACCAGGAGAACUGCGUGGUUAUGAGCUGGCACACCAAAGGCACGGGAGACUGCCAUGGAAGGAGCUGUUUGAUCCAAGUAUAAAGCUGGCAAAGGAGGGGAUUCCGAUUGGCAAGGCCUUUGCCAAAGCCAUUGAAGACGACGAACUUUGUAAUAAUACAUUGUGUGAAAUGAUUUACGGCUCUAAAAGCAUUUUGAAGGAAAAUGAUUCUAAAUCAUUUUCCAAACUUGCUACCACCUACGAGACGAUAGCAGAAGAAGGAGCAAAAGCCUUUUACAAUGGGUCAUUGACUGAUAAUAUAGUGGAAGAUAUUAUGGAUGCAGGAGGGAAUAUAACACGUGAGGACCUAAUGUAUUAUAAGGCAGUGCUGAACGAGCAUGCAUUAAACUUUACUUUGAGAAACUACACGUUUCAUGCUCCUACUGCUCCAUUCGGUGGACCUGUGCUCGCUCUGAUACUCAAUAUACUCGAAGGUUACAACUUCACAAACAGCAGUGUGUCACCAAAGAACAAGAAUCUGACCUAUCAUCGUAUGAUAGAGGCGUUCCACUUUGCUGAUGUCGCAAAGAGUAAUCUGGGAGACCCACUCGAUGAGGACAUCACUGAGAUUGUUUUACAGAUUGUCCAAAAUAUGACCUCAGUCAAAAUUGCAGCCGACAUCAGGGCAAAGAUUAAUGAUAGAAUCAAACAAGAGAGUUAUGAUUACCCUUGGCCUGGUAACUCUGGGACAUCUCAAGUCUGCGGUGGCACUAAUGGACCUGAGGACGCUGGGACAUCUCACCUGUCAAUCAUCGAUAAAUAUGGGAAUGCAGUGGCAGUCACCAGCAGUAUCAAUGACGAUUUUGGAUCUAGGGUGAUGUCAAAGUCAACAGGCAUUGUAUUUAAUAACCAAAUGGACGAUUUCAUUGAUCCUGAUAUGAAUUGUGUAUAUAGCAAAAACAACUUUAUUAAACCAGGUAAAAGGCCACUUUCAUCAAUGUGUCCCACAAUAAUAUUGGACCAAGAUAAAAAAGUCAAAAUGGUGGUUGGAGGUGCAGGCGGGACCAAUAUCACCACUGCAACUGCUCAGGUGAUCAUGAACUACCUGUUCUUUGGCUAUGACUUGGAGAGAGCUGUUACAGAACCCAGAGUUCAGACCAGGGGAGAUGAGACAUUUGUAGAUAAGGAAGUAAUCAAAGACUGGGAGAAUAUGAAGCAUGAAAUAAAAAACAGUUCUGAAAUAUCAGUGGUCCAGGCGAUUGUCCGAGAGGGGGGCUUACUCUGUGCUGAAUCUGACUACAGGAAAGGCGGUUAUCCUGCCGGAUACUGA